AUGAAACAGACAAAGACAGGAUUCUUAUAUAAGAAGGGAUCACUGGGCAGGAAGUGGCAGAAGAAAUGGUUCUCAUUGAGCAUCGACAGCAAGCUCUCAUAUCGCAAGGGUCCACAUGAUACACAAAAGAGUUCAAGAACAAUAUCAUUAGCAAGAUCAAUCAUAAAUCCAGCAGAGGUCAAUGGCAAAGAGUAUUGCUUUGUUAUAGUGACUGCAGAGAGAGCAUUUCAUUUAUGUGCAGAGAAUAGAUUCGAGUAUGAUGAUUGGUUCAGAAGGAUACAGGCUCAUUCAAGUGUGUACGCAGAGAAUCUAUUGAUGGAGGAGGCCGAGUAUUAUAUCAAAGAGUCAACAUUCAAGCGAUCAAAUCUCGACGAUGACUUCCUCACCAAACAAGACAUUAUAUAUCAACAUCUCAGACAGCCUAUACAUCAUCCACUUACUCCAAUAGCAGGGCUAUGUCAAUCUAAUCCACAGACUCAGACUCAGGGUCAGACUCUGGGUCAUGGUCAUGGUCAGGGUCAGGGUCUGGGUCAUACACAUGGACAGUCAACUCAUCAUCAUGGUCAUGGUCAUAGUAGACAUAGUCAUCAUGGGAUUGCUCAUCGGCAUAAUCAGAAUCGUCACGCCCAGAAGUUCACAGUUGGACAGAUACAAUAUAGUGAGGAGAAUGAGGUCGAAGGGAAGGCCGAGGGCACUUCCAACAUAUCCUCUCAGCCUGAAGAAUCAGCAACAACUACAACUACAACACCAACGACAACACCAACGACACCAACAACAUUAACAACACAAACAACAACGACAUCAGCUUCAAUGACAGUUGAGUCAACGACAUCAACAUCUUCACCAGCCCUGGCAUCAUUGUCUACAAUGGAGAUGUUGGAGAUGACAACAACAACAUUACGGACACAAGCCAGUGUUGCACCUAGUCAUACUCCAACACGACGCCCUCAUGCAUUCACAAUGGCAUCACCAUCACAUCUUGUAUCACUCUCAUUCUCUUUGCCAUCAUUUCACCGAUUCAAGGGUGGCAAUCCACUGGCUCAAUCACUCGACCUUGAAAGGCCACAAUCAAACAUCGAUGAUGACUUCGUUGUCAUAGAUGGAGGUGAUAACAACAACGAUAACAACAACAAUAACAAUAGUAGUAACAACAACAACAAUACAACAUGGGUAUCAUCACAUGACAAUACAGGAAAUAAUCAAACAAAUAGUACAAGGAGUACAAAGCCAAGAAGUGACAGUGUAGUAGGUGGACACAAGAGCACAGAGCUGAGGAAUCUCAUCAGUCUCAGCAGGAGUACCAGUCUAGGUGACAUUAUCAUCAACAACAACAACAACAACAAUGUCACUGGUGCAGGUGCUGGCAACAACAAAGAUAGAGGCAAUGGAAACGCCAGCAAUGUAAAUAGUAGUGGAGUCAGCGGAGACAGCGGAGGCAGUGGCAGGAGCAGCAACAGUAAAAGCAAGAGUAAGGACAAAGAUAAAGACAAAGACAAAGACAACAAGGACAAAGAUAAGGAUAAGGAUAGCGGCAGUGGGAAGAGUACAAAGAAGUCUCGGAGUCUCAGUCUGUCAUUCAAGAAGAAGAAGUCUGUAACAUAA
Molecule: messenger RNA, 1602 nt
Organism: Acytostelium subglobosum LB1
Lineage: Eukaryota; Evosea; Eumycetozoa; Acytosteliales; Acytosteliaceae
Exons: 2
Coding region: 1-1602 (533 amino acids)
Source: RefSeq, a predicted model, not a curated record